GUUGUAGCCCGGUCGCUAGGCAACCAAGCAGCGGUCACUGCAGGGGUCUGGAAGCAGCGGUUUGAGUGAGAGAAAAAGAGCAAGUGGCCCGUCAGAUAGGUCUCUUUCUUUGGCCAGACCAUGGCCGCGUUUCAACAAGUGGAUCCUUCCCUCAGGGCCUAUUUCAAGAAACAUUCCAUACCCGACACCUAUGAGGCCCUGUUAUGUGGUCUAUUAAUUAUGUGUCCAGAUGAUCCACUCAGGUUUUUAGAAGAAAAGAUCAAAGAAAUAAUGGACAAGGGUCUAUAUAGUAUUUUAUGGAAUAUGUGUAUUGAUCCAGGCCUAAGUCUAAGACUAAAGGUGAUUUCAGAAACAUAUUUACACACCCUUUUGGGACUUGAUGAUGAUCAGCUGAUGACUACAGAGUUAUGUGAUAAAGCCUGGGACCUUUAUAGCACUAAAAUAAAGAGAAUGUGCUUUGAUGCCUGGAUAGAGUAUUGUUCUAUGAAGAAAAUUGCUAGGGAACUCCUACAGAAAAAGUUGUCUUUUGCAAGACACUUCCAUGAAAACAAAAUAUUAAAAUUAAUAUUAAACAAGUGGAAGACUUGGGUGCAGCUUCGCAAAAAACAACAUGAACGGGCAGCGAAGAGGCUAGGAAAAGUCUUUGAUUGUACAUUACAGAAGAUUAUCUUAAACGCUUGGAAAAAAGAGACUUAUUUUAAUAGAAAGGCUAAAAGAUACAUGGAGCAGCAUACAGAAGAAGAGACUGAGGAAUUUAUUGUUGUUGAAGGACAUCAUGCUGAAGGACAUGAAAGACAUCCUUCUGAUAAAGAUAAACAUUACUCUGUAAGGCAUUCACAUGAAGAUUAUGUGCCAACGUUGCUCCUAAAACCAGGCAAAGAUCAUUUUGUAAAACUGCCAGAAAGAGCACUAGCCCAGAUAUUCUAUUAUUUAACUUUAAUUGACUUGGCAAGAUGUGCUCAAGUUAGCCGAACCUGGAAGGCAAUGACCCAAAUGGGUUCAGUAUGGAGUAAUAUUAAUUUUUCUGCUGUAAAAGACAAGGUUAAAGACACUGUAGCAGGACAUAUUUUGCUGAAGUGGCAUACUAAUGUGGGGCAUUUGAAUCUUCGUGGUUGUGCUACACUUCACUGGCUUACUUUUAAAAGUAUUGGUCACUGUAAGAAUCUGCAAGACUUAAAUGUCUCUGAAUGUCAAGGGUUAAAUGAUGAACUAAUGAGGCUUGUAACAGAAGGUUGCCCUGCUCUCCUUUACUUAAAUUUAUCUCACACAGAUAUUACAAAUGGAACACUAAGACUUCUGUCAAGGGGCUUCCCUAAUUUACAAUGUUUAAGUCUAGCUUAUUGCAGAAAAUUCACAGACAAAGGCUUACAGUACCUCAGCUCUGGAAGAGGAUGUCACAAACUCAUCUAUUUGGAUAUUUCAGGCUGCCUCCAGAUCUCUGUGGAAGGCUUCAGGAAUAUUGCAGACAGCUGCAGUGGUAUCCAGCACCUGGCAAUUAAUGAAAUGCCCACUCUAACAGACAGAUGUAUUCAAGCUUUAGCUGAAAAAUGCCAUCAGAUUGUGUCUGUUGAAUUUAAUGAGUCUCCACAUGUUUCUGAUACGGCUUUGAAAGCACUUGCUGAAUGUAAACUUGCAAAGAUGAAGAUAGAAGGGAGUAAUCGGAUUACUGACCUAAGUUUCAAAUUGAUGAGUACAUUCUGGCCUCAUAUGAAACGUAUCUGUGUGGCUGACUGCCAGAAGAUAACAGAUGCGAGUCUCAAGAUGAUUGCACCACUGAAUGAUAUUGUUGUACUGAAUUUAUCAGACUGCAUGAGAAUUAGUGAUGCAGGAAUAAAAUCUUUUGUUGACGGUGCUUCAGGCUCAAAGAUACGAGAACUCAUCUUGGCUAAUUGUUCCUAUGUUACUGACAGUGCUCUCAUAAAAAUAGCACAAAGGUGCCCAAACCUGAUUUAUCUAAAUCUCCGUUAUUGCCAAGCUGUGACUGAUGCUGGAAUUGAGACUUUAAUACUGAUGUCUUCAUUGGCUUAUAUUAAUAUUUCCGGAAUUAAUGUCACAGACCAGGCUUUGGAUACCCUUGGCAAACAGUGGAGACUUAAGGAGAUUACUAUAUCGGAAUGCAAGCUUAUUUCUGAUUCAGGAAUUAAGAAAUUCUGUGUUGAUUUGAGAAGACUAGACUACAUUGAUUUCUCUUACAGCCAGCAGCUAUCAAAUCAUUCAUUAAAACAUUUGGCAUUCGGUUGUCACAGACUUACAUCCAUAAGUAUGGCUGGUUGUCCCAAGAUAACAGAUGUUGGUAUUCAGUUUGUGGCUGCAUGUUGCAGUUAUCUUCACUACUUGGAUAUCUCAGGCUGCAUAUAUAUUACUGACAAAGCACUUAAGUGUCUGUGGAAAGGAUGUCUGCAACUCCGAAUUCUUAAGAUGCUGUACUGCACAAAUAUUACCAAACAAGCAGCUUUAAAAUUUGCCUCAAGGCUCCAGAAAUAUGAAUACAAUGAUGAUGAACCUCCUCCGUGGUUUGGUUAUGAUACUAAUAGUGAGUCACUCACUCUGAAGAAACAGAAAAAAACUCGGCAUAGCAUUGUACAAUCUCCAGGAGAAAAAAGCAUGGAAUCCAGCAUGCCUUCCACAGUAGACCCUCCACCAGAAAAAAGUGUGGAAUCUAGUAGGCCUUCCACAGUAGACCCUCCAGCAGAAAACUAAAUACCACAUAAUAUGUUUAAUUUCCUUAAGGAUAAAGACUAAAAAUGGAAAAUCAUUUUUGUUUUGUUUUAAGAAGACAAUGGUACAUUAUCUUACCGGUUGUUCUUAGUUUGAUAGCUACUACAAGUCAUAUUGUACAAUGUUUCCUUCUUUCCUAAUUACAGAAUACUCAAUGAAAUGUUAUACCUUUGUUCAAUUCUUUUUUCAGAUA
Rhineura floridana is the source of this 2911-nucleotide messenger RNA. It is a transcript of the gene FBXL13, whose product is annotated as F-box and leucine rich repeat protein 13. Gene Ontology annotation, biological process: SCF-dependent proteasomal ubiquitin-dependent protein catabolic process. Bases 121 to 2700 code for a protein of 859 amino acids. NCBI's taxonomy places the organism in Eukaryota, Metazoa, Chordata, Lepidosauria, Squamata, Rhineuridae. The transcript is spliced from 21 exons. The record is from RefSeq and is a predicted model, not a curated record. Gene Ontology annotation, molecular function: protein binding. Gene Ontology annotation, cellular component: SCF ubiquitin ligase complex.